AGAAAAUGACUGCAAUCAAGCAUGCCUUACAGAGGGAUAUUUUCACUCCAAAUGAUGAACGUUUAUUAAGCAUUGUCAAUGUUUGCAAAGCGGGGAAAAAGAAGAGAAACUGCUUUCUAUGUGCAACAGUGACAACGGAACGCCCAGUGCAGGUGAAUGUGGUAAAGGUGAAAAAAUCUGAUAAGGGAGACUUCUACAAGAGGCAAACUGCAUGGCUACUUCGAGAUCUUGCUGUUGUGGACGCCAAGGAUGCCAUCAAAGAAAGUCCUGAGUUUGAUCUCCAUUUUGACAAAAUAUACAAAUGGGUUGCUAGCAGUAUAGCAGAAAAGAAUAUCUUCAUUUCCUGUAUUUGGAAACUCAACCAGCGUUAUAUCAGAAAAAAGAUUGACUUCAUAAAUGUUAGCGCUCAGCUUCUUGAAGAAUCUGUUCCAAGUGGUGAGAACCAGAAUGUGGCAGGAGGGGAUGAAGAAGUGGUGGACGAGUAUCAAGAGUUGAAUGCCAGAGAAGAGCAGGACAUUGAGAUAAUGAUGGAAGGCUGUGAAUAUGCCAUCUCUAAUGCAGAAGCCUUUGCGGAUAAGUUAUCCAGAGAGCUGCAAGUUAUUUUCCAGGCAAACAUCCAGUCGAUCAUGGCCUCUGAGAAACAGGUGAACAUUCUUAUGCAGCUGCUCGACGAAGCACUAAAAGAGGUGGACCAAAUUGAAGUGAAGCUGAGCAGUUACGAGGAAAUGCUGCAGAGUGUAAAAGAACAAAUGGACCAGAUUUCUGAAAGCAACCAUCUAAUUCAUCUCAGCAACACUAACAAUGUGAAGCUGUUGUCAGAAAUAGAGUUCCUUGUUAACCAUAUGGAUUUGGCAAAGGGUCACAUCAAGGCCCUCCAAGAAGGAGACCUUUCAUCCUCUCGUGGCAUCGAAGCCUGCACCAAUGCAGCAGAUGCUCUCUUACAAUGUAUGAAUGUUGCUCUUCAGCCAGGGCAUGAGAUGCUACAUGCUGUCACUCAGCAGCAGCAGCGCUUUACUGACCUGCGUGAGCAGUUUGCACGGAGACUAGCCAGUCAUCUCAACAAUGUAUUCGUUCAGCAGGGUCACGACCAAAGUUCCACUCUUGCUCAGCAUUCCAUUGAGCUGACAUUGCCCAACCAUCAUCCCUUCCACAGGGACUUGCUCCGAUAUGCCAAACUCAUGGAGUGGUUAAAGAACACAGAUUAUGGAAAAUAUGAAGGACUAACAAAGAACUACAUGGAUUACUUAUCUCGGUUGUAUGACAGGGAAAUCAAGGAUUUCUUUGAGGUUGCCAAGAUUAAAAUGACAGGUGCAAGCAAAGAAGGAAAGAAGUUUGCUACACUGCCACGAAAAGAAAGUGCUGUCAAACAGGAAACAGAGAGCCUUCAUGGAAGCUCCGGGAAGCUGACAGGUUCAACUUCUAGCUUAAACAAGCUUACAGUUCAAAGUUCAGGAAAUCGCAGGUCUCAGUCAUCUUCUUUGCUAGACAUGGGGAACAUGUCUGCUUCAGACCUUGAUGUGGCUGACAGAAGUAAGUUUGAUAAGAUUUUUGAACAAGUCCUAAGUCAACUAGAGCCACUGUGUUUGGCAGAACAAGACUUCAUAAGUAAAUUCUUCAAACUCCAACAACACCUUAGCAUUCCUGGAACCCCAGUGAGUGAUGCUGAAGAAAUAGAUGGAGGAACUCUAUCAAGAGUUCACAGUGGCCCACAGUCAAUAUCUUCUGAGAAUCAUAUGAUUCGGCAGAUGAUGAUAAAAAUAUUUCGGUGUGUUGAGCCAGAAUUAAAUAAUCUUAUUGCUCUGGGAGACAAGAUUGAUAGCUUUAAUUCCCUUUACAUGCUCGUGAAAAUGAGCCACCAUGUAUGGACAGCACAAAAUGUGGAUCCAACUUCCUUCCUCAGCACAACACUGGGAAAUGUUUUGGUGACUGUCAAAAGGAAUUUUGACAAGUGCAUAAGCAACCAGAUAAAACAGAUGGAAGAUGUAAAGAUAUCCAAGAAAAGUAAAGUUGGAAUUCUUCCCUUUGUUGCGGAAUUUGAAGAGUUUGCUGCACUAGCCGAGUCUAUUUUCAAAAAUGCUGAACGCAGAGGAGAUCUAGAUAAAGCCUAUCUGAAACUUAUUAGAGGAGUUUUCACUAAUGUGGAGAAGGUAGCAAAUGAAAGCCAAAAAACACCACGGGAUGUGGUCAUGAUGGAGAAUUUUCAUCACAUCUUUGCAACACUCUCUCGGUUGAAAAUCUCAUGCCUGGAUGCUGAGAAAAAAGAAGCUAAGCAGAAAUACACGGAUCAUCUGCAGUCAUAUGUAAUCUAUUCCUUGGGGCAGCCACUUGAAAAACUAAAUCACUUUUUUGAAGGUGUGGAAGCUCGUGUGGCACAAGGUGUGAGAGAAGAGGAAGUGAGCUACCAGUUGGCCUUCAAUAAGCAAGAGCUGAGAAAAGUUAUAAAGGAGUAUCCUGGCAAGGAAGUGAAAAAGGGGUUGGAUAACCUUUACAGAAAGGUGGACAAACACCUCUGUGAAGAAGAAAACCUACUUCAGGUGGUGUGGCACUCAAUGCAAGAUGAGUUCAUUCGGCAAUACAAGCACUUUGAAGGCUUAAUAGCACGUUGCUACCCUGGAUCUGGAAUUACUAUGGAGUUCACUAUCCAAGACAUUUUGGACUACUUCUCCAGCAUUGCACAGUCUCACUAAUAUCUGCCAAGCAAGAUAAGCUGGCAAGCUUUCUGAGAAGAAUGUUUGACACUGGAGAUAUUGUUGCUUUGAGAGUUGGCAUUAUAAAGGGGUAUCUGUAACUGUGCUCAUCCUAGCAACCAGUGGCCUAAGCCAAAAUGCUACUUAAUUACUGGAUUUUUAAAAAGUGUUAAAUUGUACAUUUUCAUAUGUAGUACAGUCUUGGUAGUUUUACUUUCCACAGGAUAUUAUUAGUUCUGUAUAUUCCUGGAGUACCACACACUGUAUGCUUCCCUAUUCAACUGUAGUUCCUAGAAAAUAUGCAAUUUUAAAGUUGUUGUAAACAGCUAGAGGAGAACUAUUGUAUCAAAGCAUGUUAAUAUAUUGAUGGUUAGGAUAGCCAAGAUUAUGCUCUUCAGAAUUACUUUACAUGACCGUUGUUGUAAUUCUUCUGAAGUAAAAGAAGUUACAUACAUAACCUGUGGAAGAUUAUUAGUUGUGCUUGAGCAGUUCACAAAAGAAAAUCGACAGCUGUUUAUCCAGUGAGUCAUCCAAAGAUUGUAUUCAUACUUUUCUCUUACUAGUAAUAGAAGGAUGCUAUUGAAAGCUUCCUUUGAAAACACUGAAAUAACUUAUGGGGAUAAAAAGCAAUAAAAUGCUACAAUUCAUGGA
Anolis sagrei ordinatus is the source of this 3338-nucleotide messenger RNA. The record is from RefSeq and is a predicted model, not a curated record. Lineage: Eukaryota; Metazoa; Chordata; Lepidosauria; Squamata; Anolidae.